This is a messenger RNA of Lolium rigidum, 4512 nucleotides long. RefSeq names its product putative disease resistance protein RGA1. The transcript is spliced from 8 exons. Lineage: Eukaryota; Viridiplantae; Streptophyta; Magnoliopsida; Poales; Poaceae. Gene Ontology annotation, molecular function: ADP binding. The record is from RefSeq and is a predicted model, not a curated record. Bases 1 to 4158 code for a protein of 1385 amino acids.
AUGGGGAUGGUCCUGGAUGCCUUUGCAUCCUACGUCCAAAACAUGCUGACAGAGAUGGUGAGCGAAGAGGUGCACAUGCUGCUUGGAGUUGGAGAUGAGAUCGACAAGAUGGACUCCAAGCUUCGGGACCUCAAGAACUUCCUCUCUGAUGCUGAUAGGAGAAACAUCACUGACAAUACCAUGCAAGAGUGGGUGGCAGAGCUCAAGCGUGCCAUGUACGAAGCUGCUGACAUCCUUGACCUAUGCCAACUCAAGGCCAUGGAGCAAGGUCAAACCACCGUGGAUGUUGGGUGUUUCAACCCCUUGCUCUUUUGCAUGCGGAAUCCAGCCCAUGCCCACAACAUCGGCACCCGCAUCAAGGAGCUCAAUAAGAAGCUUGGCACCAUCAAGGAACGAGGCGAUGCUUUCAACUUUAUCAAUCUUGGUUCCUAUGAGGAUCGUAACAGCAGGGUGCAUGCCUCUCAUUCUGCUAUUCGCAGCCGUGAGACGUCGGGGGAGUAUGAUCUGUCAGGUGUAGUUGGAGAGAAGAUCAAAGAAGAUUCAAGAGCAAUCAUUGAUAUCAUGCUGACUGAAAAAGUGGGCAACCCCAACAUCAUGGUGGUAGCCAUUGUUGGGGUCGGCGGAAUCGGAAAGACUACUCUUUGCAAGAAAGUAUUCAAUGAUGAAAUCAUUAAUGCUGAGUUCGACAAGACAAUAUUGUUGAGCAUCAACAAGAACUUUGACAAGGUUGAGCUAAUCAAGACAAUGAUCAUGCUCACCGGAGGAGAAUGCGGUGGUGGAGCGGUGUUGGCUGUGCUUCAGCCAAUCCUUACUACUGCCGUGACAGGGAAGAAGCUAUUUAUAGUGAUGGAUGAUGUGUGGAUCCCUAGAGCGUGGGACGACAUGCUUGGAAGUCACUUGGCUAAUGUUGUUGCUCGAGGUAGCCGAAUCCUCGUCACUACUAGAGAUGAAAGAGUUGCCCGAGGGAUGAAAGCUUUGUUUCCCUACCACCACAUUGACAAACUAGAGGAGGAGGAUGGCUGGUCAUUGCUCAAGAAACAGAUAGUCUCUUGUGAAACAGAUGGACAUGAAAUAGAUACACUCAAGGAUAUUGGGUUGCAAAUUGUAGCAAAAUGUGAUGGUUUACCUCUUGCUAUCAAAGUAUUGGGAGGACUCCUGUGUCAGAAAGAAAAAAAACACCAUGAGUGGAAAAUGGUUCUGGAUGACUCUGUAUGGUCGGACAAUGAAAUGCCUGAAGAGCUAAACCAUGCAGUAUAUUUAAGCUAUGAAGAUUUGCCUUCUUGCAUCAAACAAUGCCUUCUAUACUGGUCACUUCUUCCAAAAACUGCAUUACUUUAUAAACAAGACAUUAUCAGCAUGUGGAUUGGUGAAGGAUUUGUUCAGGGAACCUCAGACAACUUGGAAGAAUUAGGAUCCAAGUACUACAAGGAGCUGAUAGUGAGGAACCUUAUAGAGCCAAAUGCAAAGUAUCUUGAUCAAACUGUUUGCAGCAUGCAUGAUGUUGUUCGCUCAUUUGCUCAAUUUGUGUCAAGAGAUGAGGCACUGGUGGCUCAUAGUGGAGAAACUAAUAUUGGAAGUAAACUUAGUGCACACAAUGGGGUUGGUGAAUUGGCUGAACUUUUGCAUGAGUUCAAGCACUUGAGGUACUUGUUUCUGAAGAACUCUAAUAUAUCUUCUCUAACGGAUAACCUUGGAAAGUUGAAAUUCUUGCAGAACAUUAACCUCCGGGGAAGCAAACAAUUGGUGAAACUUCCUCAUAGCAUUGUAGAGUUAAAUCAGCUAAGGUAUCUUAACAUCCGUGCCACAAGUAUAUGUAGCAUACCUAGGGGAUUUUGCGGUCUAACAAAUUUGAGGAUAGUAUAUGGAUUUCCAGCAAUAGAGGAUGGUGAUUGGUGCAGUCUGGAAGAGUUAGGCCCUCUUUAUCAGCUCACUCAAAUUGAACUACAAGGGCUCGGGAAUAUAACUGUGCCAUCAUCUGCAGCAAAGGCAAAGCUUGGCGAGAAGGUGCAUCUUACCACCAUAUGCUUAAGGUGGCAUAGUAGACUGGGAGAUGAUGGGAAGAUAAAAGAGGAAGAUAGUGUCUCUGAGGAAGAGCAAGAAAAAACUGAGAAGGUGUUUGAUGAGCUCUGUCCUCCACCCAACUUAGAUUAUCUUUUCAUCAAAGGCUAUUUUGGCCAGCGACUCCCAUGCUGGAUGAUGUCAUCAUCAGUUGUGCUCCUCAAGACCUUGAGGGCUCUGAUGAUUGAUGACUUGGCUUGCUGCACACUACUUCCCAAUGGUUUGUGUCAGCUCCAGUAUUUGGAAAUCAUUCAGAUCAACCGCGCUCCAGCCAUUAAGCGUGUUGGACUUGAAUUCCUACAGUCCAACCAUCACCAAAGUCUGCCCCCUUCCCAUGUGCCAGUUGCUUUUCCUAGAAUGGAUAGGAUGAAUUUAAUAGGGAUGGUGGAAUGGCAGGAGUGGGAUUGGGUGGAGGCAGUGCAAGCUUUUCCUGUCCUGCGGGAACUUGUGAUAGAGUCAUGCAAAUUGACUAGUCUUCCUCCUGGCCUAUCCUCCCAGGCAAAGGCUUUAAAUGAAUUAGCAAUAGAGUUUGUCGAGGGUCUCACAUAUGUAGCGAGCUUUGUAUCCCUGGUGAGGCUGAAGGUAAAUACACUUCCUGAUCUGGAGAGGAUCACUAAUCUUGCCAGAUUGCAAAUACUAAUCAUCAAAGACUGCCCAAAGCUGAAGGUGCUAGAGGGUGUUCCCGCACUUCAGAGGCUCUCGCUUGACGAUGAAGACAUGGAGACACUCCCGGAAUAUAUGGGAGGUAUAAGUCCAAGGUGUUUGGAGCUAAACUGCAGCCUAGCGUUGCUCUAUUCCAUAGGCGCGGGACAAUCUGGCCCUGAAUGGGACAAGUUCAGCCACAUUGAGUGUGUGAAGGCAUAUGCAUGUGAAGGAGAUAUGGUAAAGAAAUGGUAUGUCUUGUACACAGGCAACCCCUACAAUUUGGAGACAAAUAUCAGCCGCUCUUUCAUCGAGUAUCAAGGAACCUUGUCUUGUUUUGAGGACGCACAAAGAUUUGAGACUGUAUUCAAAAUGACAAGAAAAACAUUUGACUACAUCUGCAGCUUGGUGAAAGUGCCGGCAUUGGAAGAUAUGAACAGCUACACAUUUAUUGAUGGGAGGGUACUGUGUUUAGAAGAUCGAGUGGCAGUUGCUCUGAUAAGGUUGUACUCGAGUGAGCCAUCACAGACCAGCUUGCGAUCCUCUUUUGGUGUUGAUGAGUCAACCAUGAAGUUAGUAACUGAUAGGUUCAUUGCAGCUAUGUGCAAGGGAGCAACACGCCACAUAUGCUGGCCACACUCCAGUAAAAUGGAUAAGAUCAAAUCCAGGUUUGGCAAGAUCCACAACAUGCAUAAUUGCUGCGGUGUCAUAUGUACAACUCAUAUCCCAUUUGGGCCAACCUGCGACCAUGAGAAGAAUGCCAGCAUUCUAAUGCGAGUCGUCGUUGAUCCGGGGAUGAGGUUCAUGGAGAUUUGGUUGGAAUGGGAAGGUAGCAAGAACUGGUCUAGCCAUCUGCAGGGCUGGGAUCUCUUCAAGGAGUGUGAGAAGGGUGCUCAUCUGAAUGGCAGUAAGCUGAAGGUAGCAUUAGAUGGAUCGGAAGUCGGAGAAUACAUAAUUGGUGAUGCCGGUUACCCACUUCUCCCAUGGCUACUCACACCUUACCAGGAAGAAGACCUCUCAGACGCCAAGGCAGAGUUCAAUAGGAGACACUCCGCAGCCACAACCUGCCUGACCAGGGUGCUGGCAAGGUUCCAAGACACGUGGAAAUUCCUGGAGGGGCAGACUUCGUGUCCAGUCAAUUCAGAGACUCUAGCCGAGGCAAUCUAUGCGUGCUGCAUAUUGCAUAACAUAAUCAUAGACAUGGAAGAUAAUGCAGCCAGGCCGAACGUUGGGAAUUACUGUCAGGAAGUGCGGCAGUUAGAGAAUGAGGAUUCUGUCAGGGCGAGGGAUAUGCUGUCGCAAUAUUUCUGGACCAGCAUGCCGCCCACAUUGGGAGUCGGCUCAGAGGAUGUAGAGGAACACCCUGAAGUAGCCGCAUCGGGCUUAGGAGAUGAAGACAAGGAUCAACAGGUGCAGACAAGAACAGCAGAGGAAGAGAGCCAAGAGAUCAUUCUCUAAAAAUACUUCUUUCUGCCACAUCUUCCAUUUUCGUUCAAGUAAAAUGGGAAGCUUACAUCGUGCUGUUUGGAGCUUUUGAAUACAUGAAUCUGGAGCAGCCCAAGCAAUGAAGCAAGAGACUACUUUGAUGCUACAGCAUGAAUUGAAGUUCAACGUUUUUUUAAAUUUUAGUAAUCUAUCUAAUUGGCUAGAGAUCUCGUUUCCCAAAGGGUCAAAUACAAGUGCUGUAGUAUGUUUUCUAUGCAUGAGCUACAAACUUUUAUGUGUUGAAAAAACCGAUAUUCUAGUGUGCAUGAGGACUAUCUGUGAUUUCUAUCGAACAGUUGAUGUAAACUGAAAAAUAUGCAAACAUAA